CGUCGUCAAGGAUAGUAGUACAGUAGAAAACAGAACGUAAGCGGCCGCAACCUUCCUCCGCUUCCCCCGCACCGGCACACCGUCUUCUCCCCGGCCGGCACCGGCCACCGUCUCCUCCCUCCUCCCCCAUCCGACCAUCGCGUCGCAUCCCCCCGAAGCGAAUCGAUCGAAUCUGAUUUCCCAUCCGAUCCCUCUCACAAUCGCUAAACCAAAAUCCAAGAAACCGCGAGAAGAGAAUCUCCAAGAAUCCAAGAACGAUUCUUGCGCCAUGGACAUGGACCCGCUACUGCUGACGCACCUCCACCCGCUGCCGGAGCACUCGCCAGUGUCCACCUUCUCCCCACCCCCUUCCCCGUGCCCCUCCCCGGCCUCCUCCUACAAGGACCGCAUCAUCUUCGGGGCCCACCCGCCGCCGCCGCCGCCGCCUCCUCCGCCCCCGCCGCCGCGCUACGCGCACCAGCGCCGCAUCUCCGUCGACGGGAACGACUUCGACCUGCCGUCCUGCUCCUCGUCCCCGCCCACGCCGCCCUCGGACCCUGAGGACCCCUCCUCCGCCUCCGCCGGCGGCGCGCCCUCGCUUUUCGACUUCCUCGCCAGUGCCGCCGGCGCCCGCACCAACCUCCACCGCUCCCGUACUGCGCCGGCCAUGGCGCCGCUCAGCGCCGCGGCGCUCGCGGCGGCAGUGGCGGCCGGGGACCAGCCGCCCGCUCCGCCGCGGAGGCCGGCCAUCGUGCUGCACGCGUUCCUCUUCCUGCUCGCCUACCUCGCCCUUGGCGUCACCUUCUACGCCGCCGCGCCGGCCAACUUCACCUCCUCCGCCGGGCCCACGCACCCCGUCGUUGACGCGCUUUACUUCUGCAUCGUCACGCUCUGCACCAUCGGCUACGGGGACAUAACGCCGGCGACCCCCGCCGCCAAGCUCUUCUCCAUCUCCUUCGUCCUCGUCGGCUUCGGCUUCGUCGACAUCCUCCUAUCCGGCAUGGUCUCCUACGUGCUCGACCUCCAGGAGCACCUCCUCCUCACCGCGCUCAAGAACCCACGCUCCGCGCGCAAGCAUCGCCACAACUACAUCUUUGACGUCAAGAAGGGCCGGAUGCGCAUUCGCAUGAAGGUUGCGCUCGCGCUGGGCGUCUUGGCCAUCUGCGUGGGCGUCGGGGCAACAGUGCUCAGGAAAGUGGAGAGCCUGGGGUGGCUCGAUGCAGUUUACCUUGCGGUGAUGUCGGUGACCACAGUCGGAUAUGGCGACCAGGCUUUCCGGACGCUGACUGGGCGGCUUUUUGCUUCCGCCUGGCUGCUUGUAUCAACCCUGGCCGUGGCAAGGGCGUUUCUCUACUUGGCAGAGAUGAGGAUUGACAAGAGGCACCGUGCAAUGGCUAACUGGGUGUUGUCAAGAGAUAUGACUGUGUCAGAGUUUCUCGCUGCAGACAUCGACAACAAUGGAUAUGUCACGAAAUCAGAAUUCGUAGUUUAUAAGCUCAAGGAGAUGGGGAAGAUUUCUGAAAAAGAUAUCAUGAUGAUCUGCGACCAAUUCCAAAGGCUGGACACAGGAAAUUGUGGAAAGAUUACGCUUUCAGCUCUUCUCGAGAGUCAUCACUCGGUUGCCGAUCCCAGGGACAAGAAAAAGGGGAAGAAAUUAUAACGGAUGUCGUGAGAGACGCAAAAUUCAUAGAGCAGUGUAAGAAUUUUGGGGCCAGAAAAUACGCAGAUGAGCAAAGCUAGAAUAGGGAGGCUUUCUCCUAUACCAGAAUGCGUAAGCUGGAACCUUUUGAAGGCUAGAUUAGCUCCGUAGAUGUUGUAAUUGCCCUCCGGUUAUGAUUCAACUCUAGAAAGGCUGGAACGAUCAUUGCUGCUGGGGAGAAUUAUGAAAAUACCAUCGCAAAAGAGCCCGAGUUGGAGUAUACUAUCAGAAAGUUCACGAGGUGGAAAGUGCCAUUGCAAAAUGUGACGUGAGCUGCUAAAUGCUAUUGCCGUUCAAAAGGCUCCGUUAGAGAUAUGAAAAGUCAUUAUUGCCCUUCUUUUA
This is a messenger RNA of Phragmites australis (common reed), 2020 nucleotides long. Its product is annotated as two pore potassium channel c-like. The transcript has 2 exons. Gene Ontology annotation, cellular component: plant-type vacuole membrane. Gene Ontology annotation, biological process: potassium ion transmembrane transport; stabilization of membrane potential. Lineage: Eukaryota; Viridiplantae; Streptophyta; Magnoliopsida; Poales; Poaceae. The coding region runs from base 269 to 1639 and encodes 456 amino acids. Gene Ontology annotation, molecular function: potassium ion leak channel activity. The record is from RefSeq and is a predicted model, not a curated record.